AUGGUCUGGGUAUCCAACCGAUCCUCCCAAACUAUCAAGGUCACUAUCACCAACACCACCGGCGGUGAUGGCUCUACCUUCGAUGUCGUCCCCGAGCCUUUGCUCGUCGAGACCUGGGGUCAAAACCACUGGUCCCGCGGUGGAGCGGAGACCGCCACCGUCGUCUUCGAGAAGAGCGGGACUCAGUUCCAGACUGCUCUGAACGCCCUGGACGUGCUCCUCGUCUACAGCGACACGUACAUCGUGCAGUCUUCUACCAAGCAACAAAACAUCUGA
Messenger RNA from Pleurotus ostreatus (oyster mushroom), 276 nucleotides. RefSeq lists its product as uncharacterized. Lineage: Eukaryota; Fungi; Basidiomycota; Agaricomycetes; Agaricales; Pleurotaceae. The record is from RefSeq and is a predicted model, not a curated record. Bases 1 to 276 code for a protein of 91 amino acids. The transcript has 2 exons.